Messenger RNA from Darwinula stevensoni, 579 nucleotides. The record is from the annotation of a GenBank genome assembly. Lineage: Eukaryota; Metazoa; Arthropoda; Ostracoda; Podocopida; Darwinulidae.
AUGAUGAGCAAGCCGCGGCUGAGUCUGCAGGCUUUGCGUGGCAAGGGCAAAGGAGGCGAAGGGCAUAUUAAGCACCAGGAUCACGAUCACAGUGGUGAACCCCGUGGAUCCAGCAUCGGGAGAAGACGGCGUGCAAGCAGCAUGUCCGCCAAAGCCAAUCGACUGGUCUCAUGCCUUAAGGGGAAUGCCUUGACCUUGGCCACCGUCUCCGGCGUGCUCUCAGGUAUUGCCCUCGGCUUCAUCCUCCGUGCCUCCAGGGAAGAAUCAUGGACUCCAAGAGAGAUCAUGUAUGUCUCCUACGUCGGAGAAAUCUUCCUGCGGUCCCUCAGGUGCCUCAUCCUCCCCCUCAUCGUCUCCAGCAUCAUAUCGGCGGUGGGAGGACUGGAGCUGGGCAUGUCAAGUCGGAUAGCCUUCCGAGCCGUGGUUUAUUACAUGACGACGACGAUCCUGGCCGUGAUCUUGGGGAUCAUUUUGGUCACCUCCAUCCAUCCCGGUGUUGCAGGCGCCCAAGAUGUGCCACGGGAAGGAGAGGCACGGAAUGUUACUACGGCUGAUACCCUCAUGGACCUCAUCAGGUAA